CAGCAUUGAUCUCAGAUCUUUCUCGCGUCACUCACCAGAACAAACUACCCUCACGACAGCCAACAUGUUCAUCCCCAGCGUCCACGCCGAAACCGACACGGAGGCCCUCCUCCAAUUCAUCCACGACAAUCCCCUCGGCCUCCUCAUCACCGGCAUCCCCUCCUCGGUGCACGACUUCCUGCAAUGCACGCACGUCCCCUUCGUCCUCGACCCCCCAUCGCAGAACGAACCCGCCCGCCUCCGCGCGCACAUCGCCAAGCAGAACCCGCAAGUCAAGGCGCUCCUCGAAACCGCCACCAAGGACACCGACACCAACAACAGUGCCCCGGAGAUCCUCACCCACGCCCAAGAAGUCCUCGUCGUCUUCACAGGCAGCCACCACCACUACGUGACCCCGAAAUUCUACACCCAGACCAAACCGGACACCGGCAAGGUCGUGCCCACCUGGAACUACGCCGCCGUGCAGGUCUACGGGAAGCUCUCGGUGUACUACGACUCCCGGCGCGCGGACACGGGCGCGUUCCUGGCGAAGCAGAUGCGGGAUCUGUCGGAGCGGUGCGAGCGGGGCAUCAUGGGGUUUACCGGGGAAGGGGGCCGGGCGGGCCCGUGGACGGUCGAGGAUGCGCCCGAGCGGUAUAUUGAGCUCAUGCAGCGGAAUAUCGUGGGGGUGGAAAUUGAGAUCUGCAAAGUGGAGGGGAAGGUGAAGAUGAGUCAGGAGAUGCGGAAGGGGGAUCGCGAGGGGGUGGUCCGGGGGUUUGCGGAGUUGGGGGGCGAGACGGGCAGGGCGGUUUCGGAGUUGGUGCGCGAGAGGGGGGAGAUGGUUGAUAGGGUGAAGGGGUUGUAGUUUUGUGGGAUUCUUGGGGUAUCUGGAGUUUGCGUUAUUGUUUGUAUUGUCUACUUAUAGAGUUAGGGUUGGCGCCAUGUUUUGCGUACUAUGUGUGGUUUGGAUGUAUGGAAAGCUUUGCCGUACCAGUUCAUAGGUACUCAUCUCAAUCUCAGGCCCAAUCUCUGGGAGUAACACGCCACAUUUUCGAUGCUCACUACACAUGAGCUUUACUGGG
Messenger RNA from Aspergillus aculeatinus CBS 121060, 1061 nucleotides. RefSeq names its product FMN-binding negative transcriptional regulator. The transcript has a single exon. NCBI's taxonomy places the organism in Eukaryota, Fungi, Ascomycota, Eurotiomycetes, Eurotiales, Aspergillaceae. Bases 65 to 844 code for a protein of 259 amino acids. The record is from RefSeq and is a predicted model, not a curated record.